Molecule: messenger RNA, 804 nt
Organism: Colletotrichum gloeosporioides
Lineage: Eukaryota; Fungi; Ascomycota; Sordariomycetes; Glomerellales; Glomerellaceae
Exons: 1
Coding region: 1-804 (267 amino acids)
Source: RefSeq, a predicted model, not a curated record
AUGGACUCGCCAAAACCGCCGAUCUUAUUCAUCCAUGGCCUGUGGGUUACCGCUGCAUACUGGGAACAUUGGGUACCGUUCUUCGAAGAUUUGGGGUACGAGGUACACGCCCCCGAGUGGCCGGGAAUCAACGGCCGCACCCCCGAAGAGGUCCGGGCCGAUCCUCAGCUAUUGGCCAACAGGCACAUUGAAGAAAUCGUCGGAUAUUAUGAGGCCUUCAUCCACAAACUGCUAGCACCACCUAUCAUCAUCGGCCACUCUUUCGGUGGCCUGUUUGCGCAAAUACUGUUAUCACGAGGGCUCGGCGUCGCUGGUGUCGCAAUAUGCCCAGCACAACCAGCAGGAAUCAUCACGCUGCCGCAAACGACAUUCAAAGCCGCACUUCCGAUCAUCAAGAACCCGUUCAAUGCGCACACCACCGUCUCCAUUUCAAAAGAACACUUUCACUGGGCCUUUGUCAAUAACACCACAUCUGACAAGAGCAAAGAAUACUACGAGCGCUACUGCAUUCCGGGUGUCGCAAAGGUCCUCUGGCAGCUGACCACCCACGUCGCAGGUGGGCUAUCUGCUCCGACGUACGUUGACUUCGACAGGGUCGACCGGGCCCCGCUGUUAUUACUCUCAGCCUCAAAAGAUCACAUCGUACCUCCGAGUACGGUGAUGAAAAACUUCAAAGCAUAUACCGGGCCUUCACUUGUGGAAUACAAGAUGUUCCCCGGUCGCACGCAUGGGAUGAUAUUUCAGCCCGGGUGGGAACAGGUUGCUGACUACGUGUUGGAUUUUAUUGAGGAAGUGGUCCAAUGA